Xenopus laevis (African clawed frog) is the source of this 2190-nucleotide messenger RNA. RefSeq names its product ectonucleoside triphosphate diphosphohydrolase 5 L homeolog (gene entpd5.L). The coding region runs from base 111 to 1391 and encodes 426 amino acids. The record is from RefSeq and is a predicted model, not a curated record. Gene Ontology annotation, cellular component: endoplasmic reticulum; extracellular region; Golgi apparatus. NCBI's taxonomy places the organism in Eukaryota, Metazoa, Chordata, Amphibia, Anura, Pipidae. Gene Ontology annotation, molecular function: CDP phosphatase activity; hydrolase activity; IDP phosphatase activity. The transcript is spliced from 14 exons.
GUAGUCAGAUUCUGGCAGGAAUUCAUCAGUAGAAAAGGACACAGAACCAGCUACGGACAAGUUAUCGGCUACUUACAUCCAAGUUAAGGACCUUCACUUUUAAGAAGACAAUGGAAUGGUGGUUAUCAUUUGUAUUUAUAAUUGUCACAGCAUGCAUGAUUGACUACAGUUUCUGUCACAUGGAACCAACAAAUACCUUUAAGUCAGUUUUACCAUUGGCAACAAGUGGACAAAAUUCCCAUGAUGAUGCAGUUUACGGUAUUAUGUUUGAUGCUGGAAGUACUGGGACAAGGAUACACAUAUACAAAUUUAAACAAAGCGCUACAGGGUCUCCUUUAGAGCUUGAAGGAGAAGUAUUUGAGAAUAUAAAGCCAGGACUAUCUGCCUUUGCUGAUCAGCCAAAGAAGGGUGCAGCCACAGUGCGUUUGUUGCUGGACCUAGCACAAAAGGAAGUUCCCUCCACUCAAUGGUCACACACUCCAAUUGUUCUAAGAGCAACUGCUGGGCUUCGACUGCUUCCUGUAAAUCAGUCAGAUGCUCUAUUGUCAGAGGUAAGAGAAGUAUUUCAAGAAUCUCCAUUUCUAGUUCCAGAGAACAGUGUCAGCAUCAUAAAUGGAGCAGAUGAAGGAAUUUUUGCUUGGAUUACAGUGAACUUUUUAACAGGUAGGUUACACAGUCAUCGAAGUGUUGGAAUUUUGGAUUUAGGGGGCGGAUCCACUCAAAUCACCUUCCUGCCUUUAACAAAGAAUACACUGGAUCAGACACCACAUGACUUUCUUGCCUCUGUUGAGCUGUUUAACAGCACAUACCGACUGUACACUCACAGCUAUUUGGGACUUGGACUGAAAGUUGCUCGCCUUGCAGUGCUUGGAGCGUCUGCAGAAAAUGCCCAACAGAAGCAGAUCUUUUACAGUAACUGUUUUCCUCAUGGAAUAAAAGGCGAAUGGAACUUUGCUGGUAUUACGUUAAGAUAUGAAAAGAAAUCUGAUGGGCAGUGCGGGUUCAAUGCAUGCUACUCUGAGGUUCUGCCAAUCUUACAGGGCAAAUUUCAUCAAGUCCCUGAAAUACGAGACAGCCCGUUUUAUGCCUUUUCCUAUUAUUAUGACCGUGCUGUGGAUACAAAUUUAAUUGAUCAUAUGCACGGUGGUAGUCUCCAAGUCCAUGACUUUGCUAAAAGGGCCAAAGAAGUUUGUGAGCACACAGAGCUGUCCUCCACUCACAGCCCCUUCCUGUGUAUGGAUCUUACGUUCAUUACUGCAUUACUCAAAGAAGGCUUUGGAUUUGAAGAUACCACUUCACUGCAGUUUACCAAGAAGAUGUAUGAUAUUGAAAUGAGCUGGACCUUAGGGGCUACAUUCCAUGUCCUACAAUCCUUGCACCAACAAAAUUAGUUCUGUUUCCAAAAGCAAGAUGAUUCCAAAACAUCAAAUUUAUUUGUUUCAAAACCACCUGUGUUUAAAUGAAUAUGUGACCUAACACUCAUAAGUAUCAUCUAUUACCUAGUCAUGAAAAGCCAAUUACAGCAUAGAUUUAUAUAUGACAAAAUGGUGCCAAUGAUCCUCAGCUGCAACACAUGUUUACUCAUUUCAGUUCUGACAAGUGCACAUUCAUGGUAGUAUGUGAAUUUAUGCAGCUGUGACAGAGCAGCUAGCAAUACUUUCUCUGUAUAAUAAUGCCAGUGCGUACAGCAAUAUUUUGGCAUACUGUGUAAAGCAGCCUGCAUUGAUAUGCUGAUUCAUGGCAGCACAGGAAAAUUAAGUAUGCAAAAAUGAAUGUGCAUAUUAACAAUAACUAUGAAGUGUCAAUGCAUGUGUCGUGCAUGCUGAAGGAAAUUUAAUGUAUACAAAAUGUUACAUGUAUAAUUAUUGGUUAAAAUACAACAAAAUAUUUUUCACAUGAAACAUACAGUAUACAUAAUUAUUUCUUUUAGGCUUGUGCAUAAACACAUGCCUUAAUGUGCAGUUUAACCCUGAGCAUGUACAUUACUGAUUUAAUUAUACGUGGAAUGCUGGGCACAUUCACAUUUUGUUAUGAUAUUCUGCAGCCUGGGUGCAUGCACAUUCCAGAUACUUUCCAUACAUUACAUUUGUAUUUCAUUUAUACACAGACAAAAUGAGUAAAGCUAUGACAUGCAUUCUAAAUGCCCACUUUGUAUUAUGAGCUGUAUGAGCAAAUAAAAGAUAAAAAAUA